Ceraceosorus guamensis is the source of this 4045-nucleotide messenger RNA. RefSeq names its product P-loop containing nucleoside triphosphate hydrolase protein. The annotation marks the transcript as partial. Gene Ontology annotation, molecular function: ABC-type transporter activity; ATP binding; ATP hydrolysis activity. Gene Ontology annotation, cellular component: membrane. The transcript is spliced from 12 exons. Lineage: Eukaryota; Fungi; Basidiomycota; Exobasidiomycetes; Ceraceosorales; Ceraceosoraceae. Gene Ontology annotation, biological process: transmembrane transport. The record is from RefSeq and is a predicted model, not a curated record.
CAAACUGUGCUGGCUUUCGUAGCAGGAGGUCUGUUCUACGGGCCAGCAUACCUGACCUCUCGCCUCUUGAAAUACGUGAAAAAUGGAACGCGCCCAACAUCUGCAGAACGCCUGUCUCAAGGUCUCGUGUAUUGUCUAGGCCUGUUUGCCUCGAUCAUUGCCCUCUCCUGCGUCCUGGCACAGUGCUGGUGCGUCACACAGGGAAAAUUGGUCGGUCGUUUGAGAGUCCAGAUCACCGCACUUCUGUACGCUACAGCCUUGAAGAGGAGGGAUGUAAGCGCCGCUUCCACUCCAAGCGCUUCCAAGUCUCCCGAGGCCAAGGAAGCUGACAAAUCGGAAGAGUCUACAGCGAAUGCGGCAGCGAGCACAUCGACAGGAGCUUUCUCUUCGAAAGGCCAAGUGCUCACUUUGGCUACCGUCGACUCGGCCAAAGUGGGACAAAUGCCCUUCAACUUCCUCCUGGUCAUCGUAUCGCCCGCCGAACUUCUGGUGGGAGGCUCAUUCGCGAUUCAGCUUCUAGGCUGGGCUGCAGUCGUAGGCUUCGGUGUCUCGUUGGCUGCGCAGCCACUGCUGAUGCUCGUUGGGAAGAUCAUGGUUCGCGCCACUACCGGUCUUCAAGCGGCCAAAGACGAUCGCAACGGACUGGUCAACGAAGCUAUAAAAGCCAUUCGUAUGCUGAAACUCAAUGCGUGGGAAGGCCUGCUGGCUGAGAGGGUCUUGUCCGUGCGACAGAAGGAACUGUUGGAGCAACGAAAGCUUUUUCUGGCUCAGGUCCUCAACUCUUUCAUCUUCAACCUCAUGCCAACGCUGAUUACGGUCGUGGCCUAUGGCUACUAUACGCUGCUUCAGGGCAACGUUCUCACUCCUUCAGUAGGCUUCACCGCUUCUGCAGUACUGGCAGAGCUUCGCUGGAGUUUCGUCAACAUUCCCACCGGAAUCAAUGGCCUGUUCCAGAGUCUCGUGUCGCUCAAGCGGAUCGCGCAGUACCUGCUGAAGGACGAAGACGACUUGGUGCCGCUUCCACCUGGCGAACCAGGUCUCGUAGCUUUCCAAAAUGCUUCGGUAGCUUGGCCUGGCCCGACCACUUCUUCACCUGAGAUUGGCUCGACCGAAGAUCAGGCCGCUGCGAGGGCAGGCUCAAACAUCAGCAAAGCUUUCAAGCUUAGGAACCUUACCGUCGAAUUCCAGCGGAACGGCCUCAAUUUGAUAUGUGGAAGAGUAGGCGCAGGCAAGACGCUGGCGCUACUGAGUUUGCUCGGUGAAUGCGACGUACAGAGUGGAAGAGUGAUUUGUCCUUCCACCAAGAGCGAUGCCAUUCCUAUCGACCACACUAGCGGACCACCAAUUGCCAGCAAAGACUGGCUGUCGCAGGAACAAGCGGCUUACGUCCCCCAAUCAAGCUUCCUGAUCAACGCAACAAUCAAAGACAACAUUCUGUUUGGCUUGCGGUACGUCGAGCAGCGCUACGAGGAUACUAUUCGAGCUUGUGGUCUCCUUCCGGAUCUUAAAGUGCUCCAGGAUGGCGACCAGACCGAAGUCGGUGAGGAGGGAGUAGGGCUUUCGGGAGGCCAGAAGGCUCGAGUCUCUCUUGCUAGAGCAGUGUACUCGAGAGCUCAAGUCCUCUUGCUUGAUGACUGCCUAAGCGCCGUGGAUGCCGAGACUGCCGCGCACGUCUCUCGGGAACUCUUCCUCGCGCGAGGACAAGCGUCUCAAUCGGCCGACGCGCCUCUGCAUCUGAUGGCUGAUCGCACCAUAAUAUUGGUGUCGCACCAGGUCCGGCUUGUUGCUCCGAUGGCGGACCAGGUCAUGGUCCUCGAGCACGGUCGUAUGAAGUUCGGAGGCUCUUCGGAGAAAUUCCUGAGAUCCGACUUGUAUCACGGACUGAUCGAGGAGUCUGAAGCUCAUGAAGAGCGCAAAGAACACACGUCAGAGGAUGGCGCGGACUUUGAUGCCAAGAAGUCAAAAGAACCAGAGCAAGAGGAUGCUCCGGUAAGGAGCCCAGCCGCUGAUGAAUUGCGACGUGAACAACCUGCCAAGUCUGCCGGAGUCAAAGAAGAAGCUAGAGCGGUCGGCGCUGUCAGGUGGUCCAUCUAUCGGCGAUAUCUGGAUGCUGCAGGCGGCAACACCGUGGCCCUUGGCAUUCUGGCCGUGUAUGUCGUUGCGGGCUUCUACACAAUCAUCGUUGGAAAAUGGCUGCAAUUUUGGACGCAAGACUCCAUCCAGCCUAUCCGUGCACAUAGCGACCGCUGGUGGCUCUGGACUUGGACCGUCCUACAUGGAGUUCAAAUGUUCUUGUGGACUCUGCGCGGAGUUCUGUAUCUUGCGUCGCUGCGCGCUUCGAAGGUGCUUUUCCAAGCUUUGUUGACGGCUGUUCUUGGUGCGCCACUGAGGUUCCAUGAGUCCACCCCGAAGGGAAGAAUAUUGAACAGAUUCGGAGAAGAUGUCGCUACGAUGGACAACGACCUUUCCAUGGUCGUGACGCAGUCACUGGAGGCAGGCCUGGCCGUCGUCAUAGCCUUCAUCGGCUCUAUCAUCGGCGGCGGCGCGGCGCCCCUUCUCGUACUGACCCUUAUUUUGUCACCGCUGUUUGUGCUCACUGGAGUCGCCUACUCUACCGCGGCUCGCGACGUACGUCGACUUGCAUCGACCUCUACUUCACCUCUAGUCACGACUUUUGCAGAUCUGAUCUCAGGAGCUGCGGUCAUUCGCUCAUUUGGCGCUUGCGCUAGCGGCUACGCUACGAUGCUCAUGCGCGCAGAGGAGCUGGUGCGCUUCAACGUGUGGGCGCCAGACCUCCAGAGAUGGGUCGGACAGGUCUUCUCCAUCCUCAGUGCUACCCUACUUCUUAUUGGAGCGCUAGCCACGUUGAUCAAUCCUCGAGUCUCGGCAGCCCAAGCAGGGUUCGCAUUUUCUUUCCUCAUCAACGUCCCGGAACGCCUGAUUCAUGUCGUCUUCCUCUACGCGAACCUCGAGCAGCGGUUGGUAGCUGUGGAACGCGUCGUCGAGUGGGCCGACUUGCCGAAAGAAGCCCCUGCCGUCAUCAAAGACUUCCGGCCACCUUCGGACUGGCCCGCUCACGGUAACGUGAGCGUGAGGAACCUCGGAGCACGGUACACAUCGGAUCUCCCAUUCGUCUUGAAAGGCCUGAGCUUCGACAUUCCCGCAGGCACCAAACUCGGGGUCGUUGGCAGCACUGGCUCAGGCAAAUCUACUUUGGCAGCAUGCUUCUUCAGACUCAUCGAGGCGUCCGAGGGAUCGAUCCUGAUCGACGGUCUUGAUAUCGGUCGGAUGGGCCUCAAAGAUCUGCGCAGUAGAUUGCUUAUCGUUCCUCAAGAUCCAGACAUUCUGUCGGGCCCUCUUCGCAAUACCAUCGACCCCAAUGGACAGUACGACGAUGAAGCUUUGCUCGCCGCACUGCGCACUGUCCGCCUUGUUGGAGUUCCUCAAAGGCGCAGCAGGAGCGCAAGUGUGGCCGGUGACAGCUCCGCAUUCGCGCUGGGCGAUCAGAUCGGCCACGACUUCAGCAAUCUGGAUAGCCCAAUCAGCGAGAACGGUUCGAACUUGUCGUCAGGCCAGAGACAGCUGCUUUGCCUGGCUCGUGCAGUGCUCUGGAGAUCAAAAUUGAUACUGUUCGAUGAAGCUACAUCAUCGAUAGAUGAGGAGACCGACACUGCCCUGCAAGAUAGCAUCCGGACUGCCUUCAAGGACUCCACGACUAUCACCAUUGCGCAUCGUCUGCGCACCGUGAUCCGCCAAGAUCUCUUGCUUGUACUGGACAAAGGCAAAGUCGACGAGCUCGACACACCUUAUGCUUUGCUCCAGAAUCGCGACAGCCGCUUUUACCGCCUUUGUCGUGCCGCUGGCCGCGCAGAGUUCAAUUUGCUUCUACAAAUGGCCGAGGAGGCGCAUCUGGCACGAGAGGAGAACGCGGCAACGUGAAGAGCAUUCAUCGAAAUUCAGGAAAAUCAUUCUUGGUGUGCACAAUCGAGGGCAAGACCCUCAGCAUCGCAUUUGAAAGCUUGAUCAAUGGCAAGACAGCGCUAGA